Molecule: messenger RNA, 978 nt
Organism: Seminavis robusta
Lineage: Eukaryota; Bacillariophyta; Bacillariophyceae; Naviculales; Naviculaceae
Source: the annotation of a GenBank genome assembly
AUGUCGGACCUGGCUCCUUUUGUGGCAGCCGCCCUCCGAGACAAGGUGGUUUCUGACUUGCAGGCAGAGAAUGAGAGACUCCAGGAACAAUUGAAUGCCUAUCGCCGCAUUCAAAUCGUCACUGGUUCCCACGGCCAUUUUGAAGUCGAUGAAGAAGACUCGGAUGACGAGGACGCCAAACCCUUGGUCGUCCAUGCCCAAGGGCAGCUGGAGGAAGGAUCCAUUCUGUCGUCCAACAGGAACCUGUUUGAACUCAAGCUGGAAGGAAAGCAGCCAUGCCCCCUCCCAGAACUACGCAAUGCACGAAUCAUGGUGGGAGGGUAUCACAAGACCCACAUUACUCCCGACGAUUUCAUGGCGUACCUGUAUGAAAAUGACGAGUAUGAUUCGGACAAUUCCAAGUUUGUGUCGCUGUGGGGAAGUCAGUGCUGGGUGAUGCUGGUCAUCCAUGGGUGGCCUCGCGAGCACUGGUCGGAAGUGCUGCAAGCUGCAGAAGAUGACAUUAUGGAUCAACACGCCAUCUUACCCAUUCUUCUGCGGGGAUUACCGCGUCGAUUCCCUCACGCCACGGUCCAGUUCCUGGAAAUAAGUCUCCUUUCCAGAAUGAACCACGGAGCCAUUGACAAUCUACCCUCCGGCAUGCUUUCGCGCAUGCGGAGCGAACUGGAUAAACAGCUGUCACGGAAAAAGUUUACGGGAUACAUUCGACAACAAUACCGCAAGCUUGGCAACCAAGAAGACCCCGAAAGGUUUUACCAGCACUGCUUGGAGAUUGCCAAAGUGCUCGUUCGGAAGUGUAAGAUCGAUUGUGCCACGGAUCAGACCAAACCAACCAUUCGAAAGCUCGUCAUUAUCCACAACAAUACAUGCCGCACUUCUACUACAGGAUCAUUCAACUUUUUUGAAAUGGCGGAUCAGCUCAUUGCGGUUGGUGUUUCCAAGUCCAAGGUUAUCAAAAGCAUUGCUGCAAGAUGCUAA